UCUUCGCAAGGGCGGGCCUUUUGCAUGCGAGGCAAAGUGCGCAGCCCGGGCAGGAGAACGGCAUGAAGCGGAGAGGAGCAGGGGAAAGAGAGAAGGAUGUCAAGAAACGGAAACUCCUUGAUGAACUUGGAGAGAGCUGGCUUCCAUAUUUGACACCCAAGGAUGAUGGCUUCCAUCAACUGUGGAAGACAAAAUAUUCAAAACUCGUCCUCAGAACUGCUGAGAAGAUUCCCAAAGAAGUCCAUGAAGAAGUUCAGGAAGCUUUUUUGACUUUGCAAAAGCAUGGUUGUUUUUUCCAAGAUCUUGUAAGGAUCAAAGGGAAAGAUUUUGUUACCCCAGUAUCUCGUAUAUUAGUUGGAAACCCAGGAUGUACCUACAAAUAUUUGAACACAAGGUUAUUUACGGUCCCCUGGCCUGUGGAAGGUUAUGAAAUAAAUUAUUCCCAUCCUGAAAUAGCCAAGGCUUGCAAGGCAUUAAUCAAACUUAAUUGCUACUUGCAUAGAGAAUCCAUCCAGGCUUUGCAAGAGCAGAAUUUGGCCGAAACAAAAGGAAUGGAAGAUACUGUCAUCGAUAGGCAGCAGGAUUAUGCUACUUCCAUUACAGAGAUGGGGUCCAUUCUGCAAGAUCAAAGCCCUUCUCAUGUCCCAGAGAAUGACCAUAGCCAUCUGAAAGAGAGAACAUCUUACAACCUGUCUUUAUUAAAUUAUAUGGAUCCACAACAAAUGUCAUUCUUGAAACAAGAGCCUUAUUUUGGAAUGGGGAAAAUGGCUGUGAGUUGGCACCAUGAUGAAAAUCUAGUUGAAGGGUCAACGGUGGCUGUCUACAGUUAUAGCUGUGAAGAACCUGCCGCUGAUCUUCUUGAGGAGAAGGGUCCAAGUGGGAGAGACCCAGCUGUCUGGCAUGUUGGCUUGAAAGUUGCUUGGGACAUAAAGAACCCGGGGUUGGCUGUACCCCUUUACCCGGGAGACUGUUACUUUAUGCUAGAUGAUCUCAACAUGACCCACCAGCAUUGUGUCCUGGCUGGCUCGCCGCCUAGAUUCAGUUCUACUCAUAGGGUGGCAGAAUGCUCGCAAGGGACCCUGCCUUAUAUUUUGGACCAGUGCAAUGCAGCACUUCAGAACUUGUGCACCGAUACUCAUUUGAGCUGUCCGACUUUGCAAUCUCUGGAUGCCGAUGACAUAAAGCGAGUGGAAGAAACCCAUAAUGAGGUUGAGUUUGAGUGGAUUCGACAAUUUUGGUUCCAGGGUAAACGUUAUAGGAAGUGCACUGACUGGUGGGACAAACCAAUGGCUGCGCUGGAAGAAUUUUGGAGGAAGCUGGAGCUCAUGACAAGCCUACUGCUCUGUGAAUUCAGGAAAGAGGAGCAGGCGGAGGAACAAAGGAAUGAACGAAUCGGCUGCCUCCUGUCCAUUCUUGAAGAGCGUCAGGAGCUACGGCAGGAUUGGCUGGCAAGAAUUCAUCAUGCGAAAGGCUGGACUAGAUGAAUCCCAAACCGGAAUUAAGAUUGCCGGAAGAAAUAUCAACAACCUCAGAUAUGCAGAUGACACAACCUUGAUGGCAGAAAGUGAGGAGGAAUUAAAGAACCUUCUAAUGAGGGUGAAAGAGGAAAUCGCAAAAUAUGGUCUGAAGCUCAACAUCAAAAAAACCAAGAUCAUGGCCAUUGGUCCCAUCACCUCCUGGCAAAUAGAAGGGGAAGAAAUGGAGGCAUGUGAGAGAUUUUACUUUCCUGGGCUCCUUGAUCACUGCAGAUGGUGACAGCAGUCACGAAAUUACAAGACGCCUGCUUCUUGGGAGAAAAGCAAUGACAAACCUAGACAGCAUCUUAAAAAGCAGAGACAUCACCUUGCCGACAAAGGUCCGUAUAGUUAAAGCUAUGGUUUUCCCAGUAGUGAUGUAUGGAAGUGAGAGCUGGACCAUAAAGAAGGCUGAUCGCCGAAGAAUUGAUGCUUUUGAAUUAUGGUGCUGGAGGAGACUCUUGAGAGUCCCAUGGACUGCAAGAAGAUCAAACCUAUCCAUUCUUAAGGAAAUCAGCCCUGGGUGCUCACUGGAAGGACAGAUCCUGAAGCUGAGGCUCCAAUGCUUUGGCCACCUCAUGAGAAGAGAAGACUCCCUGGAAAAGACCCUGAUGUUGGGAAAGAUUGAGGGCACAAGGAGAAGGGGACUACAGAGGACAAGAUGGUUGGACAGUGUUCUUGAAGCUACCAACAUGAGUUUGACCAAACUGCGGGAGGCAGUGGAAGACAGGAGUGCCUGGCGUGCUAUGGUCCAUGGGGUCACAAAGAGUCGGACACGACUAAACAACAACUCUGCCUCCAGGGCAGGUUCACCAACUAAUCUGGCUGCCCCCACUUGCCUGGGUCAGAAUCAAGUCUGAGCUGCUGCUCAAGAUGGAGGCCAACAGCUCCAUUCGGGCAAAUACAGCACAUCGGCAGUCUGCACUCAGCUAUCCCCACUGGCUGGCCUCCUUACUUCUUUCUCCUAACCAGUCAGGGGUGGCUUUGUUUUACCUCUAGCUUUAUCUACUUUUGGCCUCCUUGCCAUCCACUCUACCAGUCCCAUUAGGCAUACGGGUUUUUUUGUGGGGGGUGUAUUUACCUAGCAGGAAGGGAAACUUUUGAGGAGAACUGUUAGCAGAUUAAGGUCACCAUUUAUAGAGACAAUGAAAUAUCUGGUGAGGCUUCCCCAUUCAUCAGUGGUGUCCUUGGCGCCAGAUGUUUAGAUGCUGCCAUGUUCCAUGCAUAUGUCUCUUCCUGUCAGGAAGCCAUAAUGCAAAUCCACCAGCCCAGGUGCCACAGUGGACUUGCCAAGUGUCCCUGCCUCUUUCGCCUUUUCCUCCUACCCGGGACACACAUCUACUCCCCAUCAGAGAUGUGUAGAUUGGAAAGAGAGUGCAAUUAACCCCUGGAAAGCGUUGGUUUUGCCCAAGCGGCGUGCACAGUAAUGAUACUGUUAGCUUCCCCUUAAUUUCCAGUUUCACUAUCAAUUAUGCCAUGUGUUUCACCCAGUUGGUGCUACCCUCCCAGUGUUAAUUAUAACCUACAAGACUGUUACAGUUAAUUUUAUGGCAAGCAUAUUGUCUCUUCAAGGCUCUGGAGCGGCUCAUAAAUUAUCUUGAAGGUAAAAUGCAACUUGGGGAACUAGUUAUGAAAAUUCCAUCCAUCUCGCUUAGGAGAUGCAGCUGCUACUGUCAGCUGCUUUGCUGCUGCAUUGUGAAGGAAUUAUGGCGGGUCAGGUUUAAGAGGCAAGGCCCGGGCUGUCACCGAGGAGGAAGCCUGUCCUGGCCCUGUCAGACAAGUACCUUCUGCCAAUCCCUCGUGGUUUUGCUUUUCAAGCAGUAAAAGGCAGGCUGGUGCAGGUGGAUGGUCCCCAAGCUGUCUCUAUUCAUUACUUUACAGAAAGUUGUUUUAGGUAGGCAGGUACGGAGACCUCCCUCCUGCCUUUGCUGUUGUCAUGAUGGUUAGAGGCAUCAUCUGCAAAGUGCAGGAAGAGAAAAGGAGGGAGAGGGAGAGACGAACUUGAUACUGUCUGAUGGCAGUGGUUAUGUACUGGAGUUGGAGGGGUGUAGGAAGAGUCAGGAUCGGGGGGGGGGGGUCGCUCGAAGACACGAGUGAUUAGCCCCGUAAACACAAACACAGAUGCGCGCUCACACGCUGGAGCAACUCACUGGUCUGUAAAAUCAUUGCUGGUUUAAUUGUAGGGAGGAAUGGGUUUAGAGGGGAGGGGGACAUCUGUUCACUUCUAUUUUCUUGCGCACUCUGCCGGGGGGGGGGGUGAGUUUUCAUUGCAAAAUUAGUUCAUAGGAAAAGUUUCAGGUAUCAUGGAUUUAUAAUAGUCAAAGUGAAGUAUUUUCAUCCCCUUUGUUGCAUCUUAAGGGGGGGGGGAGGGCAUCAAACCUUUUGUCUCUCAUAGCGGUGUGUUUUCUUCCUUUUCAUUUUCUCAACUUUUAUAUCAGAGUUCAAGGUAAAUAAAUAUGAAUUUAGCUGUCUGGGGUGAAUAUCCAACUGAAGAGCAUCUGUGAACAAACAAUAUGGAGUUAUAAUAUGCAAUUCAUUAAAGCACGGCAACUAUAGCCAUCUUUUUGGAAAGUUGUUUAUUUGUGUAUCCUCUGUGUAUUUGGAUACCUCUUAAGAUAACAUGGAUAAAUUUUGCAUGAUGGUUCUUGAGAUUCAAAAACAGGAUUUUGUCUGCAUUUCGAUACAUCAUUUUGAAUCAAGAUGGAGGACUGAACCUUUCAAAACUUCACUGUUACUUUGGCUUCUUACAGUUACUCAGCAACAUCAGGUGCAAGGCUUCUAGCUAUUUAUUAGCUGGGGGGGGGGGAAGCAGCUAAAAUCUCCUCCACAGACACACAGUGGCUUAUCAAAGCAAGGUAAUGUUCAGCAAACUAUGUAUUUAAUAAUCAUAGCAUGUUCUCCAACAGGAUUUGUCUACAAAUUGUCUAGAUUUGUCUAAAUCAGCGAAUGCUGACUGAUCUAUAUUUACGAAAAGAAAAGGAGACAUACUUAAGUGUUGAUGAACAAAUGUUACAUGAAUUACCGGUAUGAAGAUGUAAACUAAUCCUAGGUUUCAUUGUGUCCCCCCCCCCCCCCAAAGUAUUGCAAUGUAUUUUUCCAACCAGGAAAGAUAAUACCUUCUGAUUUAAAUAUAGGACUUUUAUGUAAAAUAAUACCUUAUGAGAGAUCAGUUUUAAGGUUGGUUCAACAAAAUGUAAGAUAAAGUUCUGUGAAAUUGGAAAUGCAAUGCAAUUUUAUUUAAAAAAACAAACAGUUUUGACAGCUCAAUCCCACCCAUAGCUGCUCAAAUGUAAUCCUGUGUCUACACCAGUCUUACUCAGAUUGAAAUCCUAUUGAUUUUAAUGGAACUUACUGCCAGUUAAGUGGAUGCAGAAUUGCAGUCUCCUUUCCCAUUUCUCAAUUUUUUCUGCUUCUACACUAGUACUGGUAGUAACAAACCAAUGAGCUUUACUGUGCUAGGCUGCAGCCGUUCUACUUCCCUCAUUAAGCCCCUCACUCUAUCAGUAUCUGGCUUUUCCUUGGCUGCCUCAAAAAGGUGCUUAAUAAAACCAUUACAUCCAUUAAUAAUUAUUUUCACAACUGUGUAUCUGAAGAAGUGUGCAUGCACACGAAAGCUCAUACCAGUGACAAACUUAGUUGGUCUCUAAGGUGCUACUGGAAGGAUUUUUAUUUUAUUUUGCUUCGACUACGUCAGACCAACACGGCUACCUACCUGUAACUAUUUUCAUAACUGUCAGUGUAGUGCAUGAUCUUUGAUGCCUAUUUUAUGCCCCAAGCACAUGCUCUUAUUACUCCUUCCCUCAGUUACCCCUCUGUAAUCCUUAACUACUAUUUGAGGAGGAGAAUACUAAAAUUUGCUGGUUUAAAAGUCAGUGUUAAAACUUGGCUGGUGGGCACCUUGCUGGCACAUGUGAACUGUGAAAUAUUUUCAGUGAAAUGCAUACAUUUGUGUGUGUGUGUGUGUGUGUGUUGAAAAAAAGAAUGGGGAGGGGGAGGCAAAUGCCAUGGAAGGAAAUAAUAGACCAAAGAGGGAAUGAUUCCAAAAGCCCUGUUGUAUUUUGUUGCAUCAACAAUCCUGGAAGAAAACUGCAUUUUCAAGGUAGGGUCAGUACCAGGUCAAAAAUGCAUUUGGGAAAUUGCCUUUAUAGAGAGAAACCUUGGCCCUGAGAGAACUUCCAUUGAUUUAACUGAGAUCUAGGUUUUAUUGUAUAGGAUCUUAUUUAUGGAUUUGCAGAUUGCAAAAUUGAGAUCUGUCUUGACAUUUGUUUACCCACCCAACCCCCCUUCAGUCAGCAAGAAAGGCACUUAUAAAUUGUAGACAUGCAGAAAUAAAAAUACCCUCUGAUGCUGAAUACAUGCAUGCAGCUAAAAAUAUGUAUACUGUAGGUUCCCCCUGAUACAGUUCUCCAUUAUUCAAGCAAUUGCAGAUCCAUAUCAUUAUAUCACCAUAUGAGCGACAUUAAUUUAUUGUGGGGUCUCAUUUGAGCCCCUAUCCAGCUCAAGGAGAGUUUGAUGGACGAGGUCAUACUGCAUAUAAAAUAAAUAGAACAGAGGACAAACAGAUGCCCCAAUCCUAGUGAAGUUAGCCAUGACAUUUGGAGCAAUCCUAUGUAAGUUCCACUGAGUUCAAUGCCCCCCCCCAGUAAGUGAGCCUGGGAUCAUAGGCAAAGUUCAAAUUAAUUAGUUGGUUCAUUUUUGUACACCAAACCAAAACAGCACCGCAGAAUUUGGUGAAAUAUAAUCAAGUUGUUAGCUGUUCUGAUCCACAUAUUAGUCUUAAGAAUGGCCACCGUUUGCUUUAGUGGGGUUGCAUCUAACUAAGUUUUUAUUCAGGGUACACCAGUUAAAAUUAAUGGGCCUGUUAGCCAUGUCCAGUGGGUCUACUUUGAGAAUGAUUAACACUGCUGUCUGUCUGUCUAUAUCUAUAUCUAUCUAUCUAUCAUCUAUCUAUCUAUCUAUCUAUCUAUCUAUCUAUCCAUCUAUUAUUUUUCUUUCCUUUUUAAUUAAAUUUUUAUUCAAUUUUCUUUUUCUGUCAUUACAUACAUCUCAUAUCAAUAACAUUUAUGUUUCAUCACUUCUUCCCUCUCCUCCUGGGCUUCCCCCAACUUCCACUUCUGGUUUGUUUCCCUCUUGUUACAUACUGCUGUUUCUUAAGAAUCUACUAUAUCAUUUCUUUUAUUGUUUUAAAUGUUCUAUAUCAUUUCUUUUAUUGCUUUAAAUGUUAAUAAAGGUGUGAGUGUUUAUUGAAAUCCUGCCAUCAAGUCAAUAGUCUUCCUUUAUUCCUCUAUAAGGGUUUCUAUAAAGAUUUAUUUGAUUUCUUUGGUGGGGAGGGGGGUUGGUAUUAUUUCACAUAAGAGUUAUGCAGAAAUGUGUUGUCAUUUGUGUAUGGGGGGGGUAGUUUCUUGCUUUCGCAGAGACUGAAUACACACUCACAGAUGGCUCUGCUCAGGUGCAAUUUUAAUUAUGAAGUAGCACAAAGCCCAACACGGUAGGCAGUCUUCUUAAUAAAUGUCCUCAAGCUUUUGUCUCCACGUGUCAAAAAGCCUUCUCAUUGAGUGAUUAAAAUAUUUAUUUUACUUUUAUUAAAUUUCCUCCAACAUUCCCUUCCUCCAAAAAAGAGGGAGAUGCUUUGAGAGGAUAAAGUGGAUUGCAAAGUCAACAUCUAUAAAUGUGAAUUGAUGAUUUACUGUUAUCUGAAUGGAGGGAAGUAUAAUUUUUAGGACCGUGUUUUAUAAAUCGGACCACCAUAUAAGAAAACUGUUUACAAAUAUAACAAAUCUAAACAAUCAUGAUAUUUAAUAAUAGAGCACACAUAUACAAAGUAACAAAACUGCAAACUUCUUUUUCUUUUCCAUGUUUGCUUAAUGUUUAAUAUUUGUUUAAUGUAUGAUUGUCAUUAGCAAUCAAAAGGAGGUACAUAGAGUCAUCAGUAUGGGUAAAGUAAACCCACUGUGAUGUAUCCAAGUAAAUUGUACUCAGAGUAGACCCAUUUAAAUAAAGUGACUUUAGUGAUGCUCGCUGAUUUUUAGCAAGUCUAUUCUGAUGUUGGAUACAAUCCACACCCUUUAACAGACUGGCUGUUAAGUGCUUGGAAGAUGGUAUUUAUGAUUAAAUUGACAAAACAUUGUCAAAUUGAAGAGAAGAAACGAAGGCAGAUAAUUGAUGGGCGAUGAAUGGAAUGUCUUCACAAUGCUUUGAAGUAACACGGCACAAGGCAGUGUUUAACCUUACACCCUCCUCGGAGUCAUAUCAAAAGAUUCUCAAUCUAAAUUAUUAUUUGAACGGUUACGUUUAAAAAAUGGGGGGGACACCCCAACAUAAUUAAAAAUCAAAAUAAUUGUAUUACAGGACAGUUACUAUAAUUGAUUAACCUUUUCUGAAUUGACAUUAAAAAUGUACAGCAAGAUAUGUACUACUACUACUACUAAUAAUAAUAAUAAUUUAUUUAUUUAUUAAAUUAUUUUAUUUAUACUGUAUGCUGUCCUGGGAAUCUCUUUGAAGGGUGGGAUAGAAAUCCCUAUACUAAAAAAUAAAAGCAGGCAGAGAAGAGGAGGUAGCAGAAUUACAAACCGUAGAAGCAAAACAUCGUUCAUUUAAAACCUGGGCCGUUUUGUAGCAGCCCCCCCCCCCCGAAUAAGACAACAAUGAUACAGCCUUAUUGUUAAAAAUUAGUAAUAUAUUACAAUAAUGUUAUACUGUCUCUCCCUUAGUGGGGAAUUAUGAGGGCCUCAUGUUAGGACCUCAGUGUCCUGACAUAGUUAAUUAUCCAUAGAUAAUGGUUUUCAGCAGUAGAUGCUAUGAGCUCGCCAGCCUCGCUAUAGAGGGCUUAUUAAGUGUGCGAAGACUCAGGUGCAUCGCACCUAUGCACUUCCCCUGCCGAAGCAAAGCAGCUGUGUUUUCUUUUCUGUAUUAUACAUCACAUGGAGCGCCUCGUUUAUUAUAGCGAAAGCUAAUGAUGCAAGUGGAAACUUCUUUAUGUUGUCCCCCACCCCUGCACCGUCAUGUGGCAAUGCAUUUGCUGCAGAGACGUUCACUUCGCUUCCAUAUGUAAUUUAUCUCUCCAAACACCAAAUGUAUCUUUUAUCUGAAAUGCUUCGGCUCCGGGGUUCAUUACUUUAAUCACAGCUCAUUUAAAUUGUUCUUCUUUUCCUAAAGGAAAAAAAAUGCUUUUUUAUGACCGUGAUAAAAUAACAGUUCUGUUGAACAGAGGAAUCUAGGCACUUUUCCAGCAUGAUUUUCUAACAUUCCCAAGUCAUUGUUGUGUUUAGUGCUUUUUAUUCUUAUGGCCAUGUUUAUAGCACCAGGGCCAGCCCUAGACCAAAUGGCGUCCGAGCCAUUGAGCGCCUUUGGCACAUCCUUUCCAUUUGCUCAGCGAUUCAGUGCCGUAUUAUUGUUUUCAUUACAUGUAUAGUCCAUGCCACAAUUUUGACGGGAGACCUGGGUGCAGGGUUUAUCCCUGUCAUUGUAAGAUGAUGAAGUUUGCAGUCCUGGGGGUGGGGUUGAUCACAAUGGUGCACACACAAAUGCCAUUUGUUGAAUGGACACUGAUUGUUCUGUUGUGAGUGCUGACUUCAGCAGAGGCGAGGUAAGAAUACCCAAUGUGGUUCCCUCCAGAUGUUGUGGCCUACAGCUCCCAUCAGCUCCAACAAGCAUGAGCAAUAGCCAGGGAUGAUCUGGAGGGAACCACAUUGGCUAACCCUGCCUUAGACAGUUUUAUGCAGGGCUCAGGUUCGAGACCUCAUGAGGGCAGAACUCAGAUGUUGCUUUAGCAGCAGGAGCCCUUGGAUUGAGCCUGAAAUAGAAUAAUAAUAGUAAUAAUAAUAAUAAUAAUAAUUUAUUAUUUAUACCCCACCCAUCUGGCUGGAUUUCCCCAGCCACUCUGGGCGCUUCCAUCAAAAUUUCUAACUAUAGUUCUGCAUUUGCUGGGAGGAUCCUCACCAUUUAAAGGGGCUCAAAUUGCUCUAGCAGUCAUUGACUCUGUUAGAAACUGUGAUCUGAGUUGGGACCCUCUCAUCUGGAAGAGAACAUGGUGGUAUCCUAAGGCCAGAGGGGCACUGGCAUCACAAGCUCUUCAUGCAAAAAUAAUUCUGGGGUUGGCCCCGAGGGGCAAUUCCCUCUCCAGCUAUGAAUCCCUAGACCAGGCAUCCCCAAACUGCGGCCCUCCAGAUGUUUUGGCCUACAACUCCCAUGAUCCCUAGCUAACAGGACCAGUGGUCAGGGAUGAUGGGAAUUGUAGUCCAAAACAUCUGGAGGGCCAAAGUUUGGGGAUGCCUGCCCUAGACCCAACCCCUGGAGGGUAGUCUUCCCCCCGGGUUUUGAUGCUGACAUUGUCCAUUUCCCUGUGAAUAAAGACAAAGAAAUGAUGGUUAACACUGUGCCCCAACCCACUGGCUGCCACUGAUGGGUGGCCAAACACUCAGUGAUGAUGAAUAUUAAUAAAUAAAUAAACCAAGGUAAUGUGUAUUUGGAACACAAAGUGUAAAUUGCACAAUACGUUUUGAAGAGGGGACUUUGACAGAGGACUGUGUGUUCACUGGCAGCCCCUUGUUCCUUACAAUUUAUAGUUUGGCCUUGAGAGAGUGCCACAAUGCCGAAUUUUAAACUUUUUCCAAGUUUCCCACUGUUUCAAACCUACAACCGUUUGAUUCGUUAGUAAGCUGUAACUGAUCUUGAUCUUUAUUUUGUUUUAAAAUCUUCAAUAUAAUCAAAACAAGGAGCGUUUGGCCCAUGAAAGCAAAUGCUUUUCGAUCCUUUGUUGUCAGAUCCACACAAUUUUCUCUCCAGCAGGAUUAGAUGAAACAGAAAACCGAUAUACCAGGGCCCUGGAAUUGCUGGGUUGUAAUUUAGAAAUAUCCAUUUUAUCCCAUGUAAUUUCUUUGCUAAGAUUCCUUAGUCUGAAUCUGAUACAGGUAGGAGCCAAGACAAACACUAACCAUUUAUAGUCAUUCAGACCAGUUUGGAUUUCACUAUAAUGCAAAGCAAAGAGAUAUCUUGGCUCCGUUUCAGGUGAGUAACAGGGGCAGAAAAUGCAUUUCAAAUUUAGCAUCAAAUGUUGCCACAUGUUUCUUUUAACAAUUGCAGACGUUUCUAUAAUGCAAGAUGUAAUGUAAGCACGCUGGUAUUUCCAUUCCUUGAAAGCCUAGGCCCAUCAUUAAGGGAUUCCCAGUGAGCACUUAAUUUAAGCAAAUAAAAGAGCUGGCUUUGAGGAUGUAUUGCAACCGAUUAAGAAGAUGAGUUAUCCUUAACUCCGAGAACAGCCACAACUGUGGACAAAUUUGAAGCAAGUAGCAGGGAGCUUAGGCAGACUGUUAGGGUGAGACAUCUUGGCCCUUGAUAAUGACACAUAAUUCCACCAAAUGAAAACCAGAGAUGUAGCUCCGUGAGCGUAUCACGAUGCGAACAGUGGAGGUAAAAGUUGUGUUGAAAAUGAUAAGAGGCUUGGAUACCAAGUCCUGUGAGGAGAGGCAAUGGAAAUUACUUCUUCACACAGCACGUAAUUUAACUAUGGCGUCUGGUCCCAAAAUAUGUGGCAAUGUCCACCAACUUAGAUGGCUUCCAAAGAGGAUUAGGCAUAUUCAUGGAGAAUAAGGCUGUCAAUGGCCUCUAGCCACGAUGGCUAAGUUCUUCCUCCACUGUCGGGCAAUAAGCUUCUGAGUCCCAGUUGCUGGGGACUGCAAGUGGGGAAAGUGCUGUACUGCUCAGGUUCUGCUUGCAAGGCUUCCUAUGAGCAUCUGGUUCACCACGAUGAGAACAGGGUGUUGAACUCAAUGGGUCCAGCAGGGCUAUUCUUAUGUUGAAAUAGGUUGGAGGAGUUAAGUGAGUUUAACCUGGAAAUUAAGAGCCAAUGUGGUAAAGGGACCCCUGAAUAUUAGGUCCAGUCGCAGACAACUCUGGGGUUGCGUCACUCAUCUCGCUUUACUGGCCAAGGGAGCUGGCGUACAGGUCAUGUGGCCAGCAUGACUAAGCCGCCUCUGGCGAACCAGAGCAGCGCACGGAAAUGCUGUUUACCUUCCUGCUGGAGUGGUACCUAUUUAUCUACUUGCACUCUGACGUGCUUUCGAACUGCUUGGUGGGCAGGAGCAGGGACUGAGCAACCGAAGCUCACCCCGUCGCGGGGAUUCGAACCGCCGACCUUCUGAUCGGCAAGCCCUAGGCUCUGUGGUUUAACCCACAGCGCCACCCGCAUCCACGCCAAAGUGGUAGCCAUCUUAAAAUAUCUGAGGGGCUGUCACAGAGAUAAUAGAGCAAGAUCCCUUAUCCCAUAUGUACCCAGUAGAUCCCUGCGGACCGUAGGACCAGUUCUCCUGCAAGUUCCAAAGAUCUCAGAAGCCACAGUAACUCGAAGCAGGGCUUUUAGUGUGACUGUUCCUGUUCCAUGGAACAGCAUUCCCUGCCAAGAUACGACAGUUCCCCACAAUCUGCACUUUCUGGAAACAUUUGAAGACAUUUUUAGUCUGAUAGGCUUUCCGAGCUAGAUGGAUGGGUAUAUAACACGAGCGUCUGCUUUAAAUGGUUUUAGUUUUCUUUUAAAUGCACCUGCACUUUUUGUGUUUUUAACUGCUCUUUUGCUGUUUUUGUUAUACAUUACCUUGAGAUGAUUGUGUAGAAAGCGAUAUAACAGCACCAACACCUUAACCUGUGGGUUUAAGUGGGAAGAAAAAAGAUUUAAACUAAACAUAUGGGAGAACCUUUUGAUGGUGGAACAGGCCACCUUAGAAAGAGGCGGACUCUCCUUUGUCAGAGGUUAUUUAUUUCAUAAAAAUUAUACACUAUCUGAUUUUAAAAAACAACAACCUCAAAGUGGUUUACAGAGAGAAUAAAACAAUAAAAUUGUUUAAAGCUCUUUAAAACCUAUGAGGGAUGUUGUUGUAGCAGGUUCCCAAAUUGCCCUGGGGUUGGCUCCCUUUGAUCUGUUUGAUUGAAUGUCCUAAGCAUAAAUUUCCCUAAAAUAUUAGAUGGUAUGUUAUAGUUAAAGACCUUCAUUAGCUGAGGUGGUACAGCCAGCUUGUGGGGCUCUACCACUGCAGUUUUCACAAUGGGAGUAGUUUCUUGUAAGUGAGCUUCUUCAGGCUCAUGUACGCGAUUUCUCUUCCUUCCAGGGCUGCUCCCACAUGACUGUGAGGCUGAAUAACGCCUCUGCCCACACAUUUCAGCCCUACAUAAUGAUAAGGAACUCUUGAGCCCCAUAGCUCCGAAGAAGACAGUGCUCUUUAAAGUCAUUCAUCUGGGUAGUAAAAUAGUUGCAGGGGUGUUAGCUUGAAUAUAAGCCCCUGCGCUUCUUUUAAGAGGAGGUCAGCUUCAGUGUCCCCUCGUAUGCUUCUAUACCUCUCAGAAGUUCUUCGCAUCCCACUCGGGGCCAAGUGCGGGUGGAGGGUUGGGUGGAUAACCUUAAGCUGACCUUUGCCCAUCUGGGGCCAUGUCCUAGCAAGCGAUGUCUUGCAUCCGUUGGCUUCAGCUGGGCUGCCGAUUCUGACAGACGUGUAAACAGAUGCAAGCGUUGUUGCUAAUGACAGGUGAUUAUAAGUGGCGUGGGUGCCAAAGUAAUUAAACCGCUCUUUGACAGGAACAUUUGGCGGUGUGGUAUUUCAGCAUUAGAAAAAUUGUUACAACACAUUUCCCCCCCUGCUAGGCUGUAAGGCCUGAAUACCAUUAAUUAUGAUCCUUGGGCUGUGGUGGUAGUGCUUGUUGAGAUUUCUCUAGCUUUGAUUGGGAGACACUUUGUGGAAGCAGAGCUAAGGGUGGAAAUAUUGGUGGAUGCAGAUUAUUUUUGUCCAGCAAACUGCAGUUUUUCCUACUCUGAGGAAGAGGAGCCUUUUUCCAGUCAAUGGGCCACAUUUCUUCAUGUGGAAACCUUUCAGGGGCCACAUGCCAUUGGUUGGCAGGGCCAGAGGCAAGAGUAGACAGACAGACAAGGGGUGUCCCUCUUGCCUCUGCACAGUGUGCUACAUUCCAGCCACGCAAAAGCCAGUCUGCCAUCUUGAUUCAAAAUCAUGUCUGGUAUCAAAAUGUCAACGAAGAGUUCCCAUCUCUACAUAAAAAAAAACCCCUUCAUGCUGAGUUUGUGGCAAUAUCCCAAGAGGUGGCUAAACCUGUGCCAGAAAAUGGGUGAAGUUAAUAGUGACACACUUUGUCUCAUAUCUUGUUUAGCCAUGUAUUUAUCCCACUAGAAUUUUGUUUGAAAGAUAUAUAAGGGUUUAAACUCUUUGCAGCAAAGCUUUACAUUAUUUUAAAUGGUUGCUUGUCUUUCAUUUGGUUAGGUGCCCCAGAUCAUCCAUUAAAAAGCUAGGAUGAUAGUCCUAGAGAAUAGGUUCUUUUAUGUUAGAUAUGUAAAACUAGAGUGGUUUGUCUGCUGGUCCCUUUAGAGCUUUCCCAUUUUUGUUUUUGUAUUAAAAAAAAACUUCUGCCAUUUACGAGGUUCUAAAUACUUUGGUGGCUAAUCAGAGCACCAGCAAGUUAAAAAGAGAGAAGUUAAACAUCGCCAAUCUUGAAAAGAGCUUCCAUUGUCUUCUACCUCUGGUGCCAGGGGAAUCUUUUGAGUCAUGCUGCAAUGCUCCUCUCAGUGUAACAUGUCACGAAAUAUUUCUCAGUAAUGACCGACACUGAAUAUGAGUUCACAGGACCUCUGACUGGGCAGAAUGGGUUCAAUUACCAGAGAUGUGGGGUUACCUGAGAUAUUUUUUUAAGGACCACUUGCACUUGAUUCUGACCUCUUAACUCACAGGAUUUGUGGCAGUGACAAGAAAUAGGCUGAUUAAGUGCUGCUUCCAACCCUUCCCUUUUUUCCUAGCAUGGUAAAUAUUUUUAGCUUCUUCCACAUCUAUGUCCCCCCCCCCCCAUUUUAAACCCAAGUGCAAUAUAUUUAUUAAAUGAAGUGUAAUAAAAACAAAUGGAGUGAAUGGUGUCUGGUGCCCAUUGGGAUGGAUAGAGCAGAAAGCAGGGAGACCAAACAGUAUGUGGAGCCAGACCCAGUGAUAGGCAGAACCAGCUAGGCCACAUCCACACCAUGCCUUUAAAGCACUAUGAUAUCACGUUAGACAGUCUUGGCUUCCCCCUAAGAACCCUGGGAACUGUAGUUGCUUAAGGGUAUUGUUAGGAGACCCCUAUUCCCCUCCCAGAGCCACAAUUCCCAGAGUUCCCUGUCAAAACCACUCUGGGAAUUGUAGCUCUGGGUAAGGAACAAUUCUAGUCUGUGCCCACCUGACCUGCUAUUUCUACAAGGGGACUAAUGCUUAAGGGGAGAAGGAGACAGUGCCAACCCCUGAACUGGUCAUAAUUAGGAAGGUGGGGGCUGACUGAGGCUGGUGGGGGCCCUAAUGGACCAACCUCUCCUGAGCGCUGGUCCCCACUGCCCUCGUCAAUUUCAUCUCUUCCCAGCACGAAGCCUGGCUCGAGAGCUGUCAUUCUAUCUUGGAAAAAUAUCUGGGACAUAGUGUCCCGAAAUCAAUAUAAGACAAGUGAUUGGUCUCUUAACCUCACCUUUCUUCUUCUUGUAGCGGUUACAUUGCUCCCGUUCACCUGUAGCCAACCUGACGCCAGAGUAAAUGAAAGGACCUGCCAUCAAAAGUAUCUUCUCUCUCCCUUUCCCUGCUUUUCUUACUUGGGACCAAGCAGAGUUUUACACUUGUUCCUAGUCUGCUGCCUUCAGCUCCCAGAUAGAAUUAUAGCAAAACUGCCUAAUUAAACUGUCGCUGUCUGCCUGCACCCGAGUGCCUUUACAAAGUCAUUUAACUGACUGACAUUCCAAACUAUUAAAGCCGGUUGCGGCGGGUCUCCAUUGCUGUGGAUAAAAAUGAAUGAAAAUUUGUUAAUGUGCGCUGACAUUUGAUCCUGGAUGUUGAACGAAUGCUGCACCACCUGAACUCAUCUCUUCCCUCCCUCCCACCCACCCACCACCUUCAUUCUAAUCGCUUCCUAUGUUUGUUAUUUCCUAUAAUAAAUUGGAGGAAAUUGCAACAGGUAUUAACAUUAUUCAGUUUGAUUUAUGAGUGCCUGUUGAACACAGCAUCCAUCUCACGCUUCUUUUGAGAUUGUACUUCUGUGCAUGAUUAGACCUGUGAUGGAAUAUUUCUUUCUCUCUCCCCCCCCCCACUCCAAAUAUGCAUUUCCUUCGUGGAGGAUGAAUAGAGUUACUACUACUAUGACUUCUGAACCAGGGACAGGGAUCCUGUGGUCCUUCAGAUGUUGUUGAACUCUGUGGAGGCUGGUCUAUUUGGGCAUGUCUGACACUGCCCCACCAACUCUGUCUGUCCUCAGCCAGUCCCCAUCUACCUACCUUCUUACUUACAACCAGCCUCCUCCUUUUUAGUCCUCUUAGCGUUGCCCUUCUAGAAUUCAGCAGAGAGGAAGAUGGGGACAAAACCAGAAUUUACCAGGAGGAAGAUGGGGACAAAACCAGAAUUUAACAGGGAGGACAAUGGGGACAAAACCAGAAUUAGGUUUCUCUGCCUAUCAUUGGUUCUACCUCCACUAGCCUUUUGUGCUGCCAAAUCUUACUUUUCUCCCCCCUGAUAUCUGCUCUACCAGUCACAGUGGUAACUCCCAUCACAAGAAGCUUUGGUUCACUUUCAUGAUAAACUGACAUUCACUUUAAUGCAUUUAUGCCUCUCUGGUCACAUCUCUACUUUUUUUUUAAUGAAAAUGUAAGCUAAGAUCCAGAGGGCUACGGAUCAAGUCAGGAAGUCAAAACACACCAAGAGCUAAGAAGGCCAGAUCUGCCCAAGCAAACUACCACCCUCAAUAGCAGAGACUACCCCGUGGCCAGCGUGGGUGUGCAGAGUCACUCCAGUACCUAGAAACCCUUCCUUGCAAGAAUGGAGAACUUGUGGCCCCCAGGGUAUUGUUGGGCUCCAGCUCCCAUCAUCCCUGACUGUGUCGGCUUCAGCUGAUAGGAGUUGGAGUCCAGCAACAUUUAUAGGUCCACUGGUUCCCCAUCUUUGCUUUUCUGCUUAGGACAGCAGCAUAUUUCAAUCUAUAGUCCUGGGUGACUCCCCAGAUGGUGCUUCCAACAGCAUUGAGCUCCUUUGGUCAACUAGGCUGUGUAUGGAAUAAACACAUUUUUCUCUCUUUUUUCUUGGACCAUCUCCCUGCCCAUUGCAGCCAAUGACAAGAAGUAAUUGGGAAAGCCCGCAUCUGUUUUGCAAGCAUAAAGUCCCAGGUUCAGUCCUGCAACAUCUCUAGAUAGGGCUGGGUGUGAGUACGGUAUGUCCAUCUGAAACCCUGGAAAGCCACUGCCAGUGCAGGCAGUACUGAGAAAGCUGGACCAAUGGUCCAACUCAGUAUAAGGCUGCUUCCCAUGUCCCUAAGUUCUGGUAUUUAAAAAAUUAAAAUAUCCCCAGCCAAAGUGCUAUUUCUCAGACCCCAACCAUUUGCAUGGUGUCACAUUUGUCUAUGCCCAAUAGGCAUGUCUCAGAGCAAAUGCUGUUUGUGUCUUGCAUAACAGGCCCCUCUCGUUGCAGACAAUCCACAGGCAGCAACUGGUAUCCUUCUGCCACACUACUCACAUUUUCCCUCCUUCCAAUUCCUUGCUUCCUCGCUAGGCACGUAAAAGCCAUGCAGCAGCUCCACUAGGGGUGCCACAUCUGAUGUCCAGCCCAGGAGGAAACAUUUCCUUGCCAACGCAAUGCGGGAACAAUAUCCUGCCAAAAUCCACAGGGGAAAUAGUUCACUUUCCUGUGUGUUGGCUCCAACAAUAACACAUCCGAACUAAAUACAGAAUUAGCUUCCUGUAUUUGAUUCCGCCAUCCCCAAGUCCAAGAAACCUGGAGUUCUCCAGAGAAGGCAAACAGUAGAGCAACUGACAUUUUAAAAUCCCCCUCCUGCAGAAAAGAUAAGUACUCAUUCCGAGCAGAUAAAUGGUCCCACCUUACACUAUUGUCCUUUCAUCUUUUGAGGAGCCUCAUGAAACUCCGGCUGGUGCUUGAGUCCCAACUUCCAUCAACAGCACAAAUUUUCAGUGUGCUAUUUAUAUAUUGGGUUGAUUAAUUUAUUAAUACUGUAGCCUUUCACAUGCAUCUGAAUGUGAUUUACUAAAGUACUAUAAAACAGGUAGAGGUUAGUUUUUAAAAUGGUACAAAAACAUAAAUAUAAGAUUUAAAACUGUAAUCAUCACCAUCAGCAGCAGCAGCCGCCGCCAUGACUUCCCGCUAAGAAUUCUGGAAGCUGUAGCUUCAUAGAAUUUUAGAGUUGGAAGGGACCAUGAGGGUCAUCUAGUCCAACCCCCUGCAAUGCAGGAAUCUUUAGCCCAUAUUGGGGCUCGAACCCACGACCCUCAGAUUAAGACUCUCAUGCUCUACCAACUGAGCCAUCCCAGCUGUAGUUUGUAAAGGGUGCUGAGAGUUGUUAGGAGACCACUCUUCCCCUUACAGAGCUACAAUUCUGAGAGUUCCCCUUGAAGAAGACUUGAUCGUUAAACCACUCAGAAUUUGCUUGUGUCCAAAGUAGUGCUUGUUCCAUUUGUGCAAGAAUUUCUGCUUGCACAAUAGAUCCCCCCCAAAAAAAUCUGUUCUGGGGUUUCUUUCAACCACCUGGAGCAGAUCUGAGGAGGACAUGAAGUACACAUGGAGAGAGAUCAUUUCUCUUUAUUUAAACAAUUUAUAUACUGCUUAACUAAAGUAGUCUCUAACUGGUUUACAAAGAUGCAAUACAAGAAAUUAAACAUCUCUGCAGUGCCACUGGCUCCGUGAAUUUAGUAACAAGUAACCCUCUUUGACUUUUAGAGCUAUAUUUUUAUUUGUUUAAAUACACUUCAUUUCACAGACUCACAAAUAGUAUGACAUCUAAAAAUAUCAAUGGACUGUAUCAAACAAAGUUCUACACAGAGUAGAAUAAAUUGAGGUUAUUCAUGUCCACUAACUUCAAUGAGUCUACUCUGAGUAGGAGGAGCACUGGAUACUACCCAAUGCCUUUCAUACAACACUUUCAUAAUAAGGCUAGAAUUGGGGAGGAAGUGUGUUGUCCUGCCUUUUAAAUACAUUUAGGAGCACGGCCAUUGUUGAGGUUAAAUAGUUGUCAAGAAAGCUUCUGAAUAUUAAACCUUGGCCUGAAAGCAGUUUUUUGAAAGAAUAAAGUGUUGCUCUAAUCCUUUCAUUAUAUUAUUCUUUUUAAGGUCUCCCUCUCCUUUAAAAGAAAAGGGAAAGGGAAAGCUUUAAACCUUGAAGUGCCUGCAUAAAGGAAGCUUCUUUUGCAAACCAGCCAGGGAAACAUAUGAUACCAUUUGCCAUUGCAGAAUGUGGCCUGCUGUUCUCCUGUAAUUAUAAUGGCCUAAGCAGUGUGGGGUUGGUUAGCCUUCCUUAACAAUCAUUAAUCUACCGAGUCUUCGUAACAGCGGCCCAUCUUGAAGAACAGCAGUCCUUGGCGCAAGAGGCCUCUGUAGCGAGCGAGGGAUUGCCUUCUUGACUUGCAUUCUGCCACUUGCCAGUCCUGAAGGAUUCUGGGGGAAAGCUUCUCUCCCCCCAAAAAAACAACAACCCCCUUCUUCUUUCCUCUCACAUCCUCCUGAUAGCUGCCUGCCCUCUCCCUCCCUUGCUGGUGUGUCCCCUUCUUCCUCCUCAUUGUUGAAAGUUUUAUUUCUGUGUGACUGGGAGCCUGUUUAGCAGACCAUAUUGCCAGCGAAGGUACGUCGUUUGUUGCGCGGUUCUGGCAAGGCUGGGCAGUCAGCUGGGAUGUAAUUAAGACUCAGAGAACAGGCUGUCUUCGCCACAGGAAGGGCAUGUUAGAUGUUGCAGGGAUUUGGGGCUGUCAGUUUGGCCGGAGCUGAAGACAGAGAGCUAGGGACAAGCGCUCUCUUCCCUUUCAUUUAUAAUCCCUUUAUGUACAGUAUAUGCACUUGGCAAAGUUUACAUCUAACCUAUUGGCUCUCGCCGGCGGGCCAAAGAGGCCAGAUUAGCAUAUGUUACAUGUAUAUUUUAGUAAUAUUUUAAAAGCGAGCACACAUUUCCAAAGUGAAUUAUGCAUGUAUGACAGAAGCAGGGUUGUGUUGCACUGGGUGUCAAAUCCCACAUCUUUUUGUCAGGACUAUGGGUUUUACAUUAAGAAGGCAGAGAGACUAAACGAAGUAAAACAGUUUUAAUUUUUAACAGUUUUGGUCCAGCCCAAGGACUGGCUUUUUGACAGUUUUAACUGACAUUUGAAUAAUUGGAUUAAUUUAGAAAAGGGUGCAAAUCAUUUCUUGAUGGGUGCGCAUGCGCCGCCGCACUUUAUAAUCUGCGUAUGUAAAAUUAGCGAUGGGGGUGGACAAUUUAAUAAUUUAGGGUUAGCGCAGCAUUCAAAACAAAAUGCCAUGGAUGGAGCACUGUAAACUACAUUAGAGAUGGGUGAAGGACUUGAGCAUAGGAAGUUCUUUUACACAGAGUCAGACCAUUGGUCCACCUGACUCAGUCCCCUUUGACUGACAGCAGCUCUCUAGGAUUUCACACUGGGUUCUCUCCCAGCCCUACCUGGAGAUGCUGGGGAUUGUACCUGGACCCUCCAGCACGCAGACCAGAUUCUCUGCCCCUGAGCAAAGACUGUUUGAGAGCCACUGUGGUCUCGGAGCCUAUCAAGCUUGGGUCUGUAUCUCCCAGCUCAGCCAUGGACCCAUUAGGUAGCUUCUUGAGUACAGAAGACCCGUUCAGCGUCCUCUAACCUUAACCCCAUGAAGUUGAGAGCAUGAGUCUGAAUGAUGGUGUUCUGCAAAACACAUUGCACAUUUAUUUUCUCAAACCGUCAUCUAUUUUUUUAAAAAUUUUAAAAAAAAAAACUUUAGAAAGAGUGUUUCUGUAGCUCUGCUUUGCAGGCAGAAGGUCCAAGGUUCAAUGCACAGCAUCUUCAGGAAGGACAAAGAACAUUCCUUGCCUGAAACCCUGAAGAGUUGCUGUCGGUCAAUGUUGACAGUACUAAGGUGGAUGGACCAAUAGUCUGGCUUGGUAUAAGGCAGCUUUCUGUGUUUUAUUGUGUGCAUUUGGGCUUUCUCUAUCCAAUGUUUAUGAAUUAUGCAACCUUGCAUUCUGAUUCCAGUUAGCACAAGAAAACCAGUCUUGAGAGUCAUGUGUAUUAAAUGCACACAUGGCUUUAACAUGUUCAGAGAUUACCAAGUACAAAAUUGGAAUGUAAAAUGAGGUAAAUAAUGGAUGGCCAUGUAUGAAUAACAGAAAACAAGGGAACCAUGGGACUCUUGUAGUCCCAGGUUAUGGAGCAAUUGUGGAUUUUAUAGAUAAUUAUUUUAAGGCUUUGAUGUAUGGUUUUUCUUUUUAAUGUGAUGCUUUGCUAUUGUAAAAAUUAAUAAAAAUAUUAUUUAAAAAAAGGAUUACCCAUUUGACUGGACGCUGUGGAUCUGCACAGCAUCCCCUCUCCAUUAACUUUUGCAGACAAAUACUUAAUGGGCAGGUGCCUGCAUGCAUCUGGGCACCCACCAAUGUGGACCUUCAUCAAUGCCCUCCCCAACUUUCUGCCAUAGCUGCCAAGUUCUCCCUUUUUUUAAGGGAAAUUCCUUUAUGCUGAAUAGGCUUCCUCGCGAGAAAAGGGAAAACUUGGCAGCUAUGCUUUCUGCAUUGUCAGCCCCUUCCUCCACUGACAGAUAUCAUCCUGGUAUGCCAAAAGUUUCAGGCUUUAAUGAAAUGGCACUCAUUGGCCACUUCUUGAAGAGCAGAAAAACAUUGCUGAAAUGGACUGUGAUCUGUUCUGUUCAAGCUUUCUUGUAUCUAGACGUACAAUCCUUCGGGAAUUCUCAAAGCCUUUUAAAACUAUGGGCUUUUUCUUCUUCUUAGGGCAGUCAAAGCAAGUCCCAGGAGUGAUGUCGCCAUCUGUCCUUUUUAUAUUAAAAGACUCUUCUAUGUUAUAUACCUGAUGUUCUUUUUCCCCAGGAUAAAUUUGGCUAAUUAAAAUAAAGGCUUUGUCCUUUGUCUUGGACUAAAGGUUCUUUCUGUCUCAACAAUAUAUCUUUUUGGAUCUAGAUCGAUCCUCUGCACUAUAUAUUCAGAGAGACACUUGCGCAAUUUUAGGGAUAAAUUAUUCUGAUUAUUUGAAUGGAUUUGCUGGACACAGGAAACUUUGUACAUCGUGGCUUCAUGGGCAACAACCACCACCACCACAGAAACUCUUCAGUUUAAGAUUAAAUGCUCCUACAAAUUUCAUUUAUGCUCCAAAAUCCAUGGAAAAUUUAAGUUGCUCUUACAAAAUUCAUGGAAAAUUAGGAUGAGAAUCUUAAUACUUCCACACAGUGUAAGUAUUAAAUGCUUUGUGCAGUCCUGCAUUUUGGGAUCCAUGCACUGAGUUUUUGCUAGCAGAGUAGGGACCCUGAGGCUGAUUGCAGAGCUCAGGCAGGCUCAUAGAUGUGCAAGUGGCCGUUUAGGUGCUCUCAAACCAUUUAGGCAUUUGAAGGCCAAUAGCACUGUAAAUUGGAGCAGCGGACAAAUAGGCAGUCAGUGUCAGUGGGGUAGAAUGAGUGCAAUAUGCUCUGAUGGUUUUGCUCCUAUGAAUCUUCUUGCUGCUGCACUCUGUAGCAGAUGAAGUUUCCAAACAGGAAAGGAAAGGAAAGGAAAGGAAAGACAAGAGAAAAGAAAAGGCAACUCCACAUUACAGUAAUGUAGUCAGGAUGUAACCAGAACAAGCACCUCUGAGGUAGUUGUGGCCACCAAUACCAUCUGCAGCUCUGCAUAUUGCACACUUAGUAAUUGUAUACAGUACUUGUCUCUUUUGGGGGGUGUAGCCCCCUCCAGAAACCAGUUGUCCCCCCCCCAUUCAGAUCAGCGGAAUUCCCCAUCAGGAUUAAGUUUCAGCUUAUGUCCCUUCCUGCACCCCAAAAUUCCUCCACAUGCAUGCUCAGAACCUCCACUAUCCCUAGGGGAGAUGGUUUUUGGUGCUCAUAAUCCUGAUGCCAGUUAGAAGCACUGUGUGUAGUGGGUGGGAAGGGUCAGUGAUAAAAAAGGUAUUUCCCCCGCCUUUUCUGUUGGUGGUGUUGUCUCGUCCAUCCCACUGUGGCCGUGAUGGUGUAUCAGGCCUGAGCAGUGCACGUUGUUUAUUUGUUUCAUCACAAUAUUUAUAUACCGCCAGAUCAUAAGAUACCAAGGCAGUUUGUACCAAUAUAUACAGCAGAACACCUUAUAAACAAUAAAUGGCAUAAUUUUAGUGAUAGAACGAAGCAGCAGCUUCAACUCACCUGAGCAAAUGUGAUCCAUUCCACCGGGCCUUCCUUUGAAGUGAAGUGGGAGCACAUGAGGAUCAAAGCAGGUAACCCCUUCAUAUCCUAACCUUAAACUUCUUUUGUUGUUGUUGGAAAAGGAGGGGUUGUUCAUACGGAUGAAGCCACUUGUCCCGUAUGAACACAUUCCCUAAUUGUGUAAAAAUAGCCAAGCUUGCUUAAGGGUAAAAUGUAGCCCUAGGGUAGCGGAUGGAUCCCUGCUGACAUUAUGCUGCAAGCUCAUUUUCAAAGGCGAUGGCUACCUGGCGCUUCUAAGUGCUCUGGGUUUGUCACUGACAUUUUCUGCUCAUGUACUGAAUGGUGAUAACUGGAUUAUUUUAAAUGUCACUCUGAGGCUUCUUGGGAGUUGUGAGUUCGGAGUUUUAAUAUAGUGUUGUUAUUUAGUGUAGAUGCCGGCCCAAGCCAGCAUGAUGAAAUAAGCCUCCUCAAGCUGCAUACACAUGCGGCAGUGCUUUCCUUUCUUAAAAAUCUACUCUCACUCUUGUUUCUGUCACCCAGUAAGCAGAACAGAGAGUCGAGUCUCGAUACUUAAAGAAAAACCACCCCCCAGAUUUCUUUCCGCAGUAGCUGUUUGUGCCAGCCUUGAAGUGCCAAGUUAUUUUAAUGCUCCCAUCCUGUCAGUAUUGAUUAAACAGCAUGAGGUGUUGUUUCAGUUUAAUAGGGGAGGGCACAUCUUUAAAUUUAGGUCAUUAACAUUUGUGAAAGCUUUAAUUGUUCAACAUAAUGAUUUUAUGCAGGUAAAGAUCCAAUCGCUUCAAUUACUUUAUAGUCAAAAUGUCCAGGGCUCCCCCCACAAGGCUAUUCUCAUAAAACUUUUCAUGGUCCCAGAAGGAAUUAUGUUUGCCACCCUUACUUCCUUUUAUAUCUUCUCUCUGCCUGCACAUUAUUUCUUCCAAAUCAGAUUCCAAAAGUAUUAUUGGAAAAGUCAUCAUUUUAAAAUGUAACCGCAAGAUUCAGCAGAGAGGGACCACAGCUCAAUAGCAAAGCACAGGCCCUGCAUGCAGAAGGAUUCACAUCCAAUCUCCAGUUUAAAGGAGCAGAGAAGAGGCAAUAGAAAGACCUGCAUGAGACCCUGCAUAAGUCGACAGUGUUGUGAGUCUGACCAGCAGCUUCCAGAUCAAUCAUCAUAGAACUCAAAGCUGAAACCCUGUGGAUCAGGGAUGGGAAACCCUGUUCAACCUAAGAGGCCACAUUCCCUUCUGGCCAGUCUUCUCAGGUUUACACACCAGUGGUGGCUGGGACCAAAGGCAAAAGCGAGCAGAGCAAUGAAUGUAAAUGAUGUUGGUUUCCAACAAAUGGUAUUCAGAAGAAGCCAUCAUGGCAGGUAGCCAUUGAUAGCUUUAUCCUCUGUGAAUUUGUCUAUUCUUAAAGCAAUCCAACUUGGUGGCCAUCACUGCCCUGCAUGAAGAAAUCAUUUCUUUUAUCUGUCCUGGAUCUUACCAUGUUCAGCUUCAUUGGAUGUCCAGGAGUUCUAGUGUUAUGAGAGAGGGAGGAAAACUUUUCAUUUAUCCACUUUCCCUAUCCCAUGUAUGAUUUUGCCAACUUCUAUCAAUGUCAGCUCUUGGUUGCCUUUUCUUGAAACUGAAAAGUGACAAAUGCUGCAACCUUUCCUCUUGAGUGCACAUUAAGCUACUUUUGUAGUGCCUAUCUAGCUCUGUUCUACCAGCAAUUCAGAGUCUCUCAGGCAGGGAUCUUUGCUACCACUUCUAUCUGAGACUUCUUUUUCUGCACUGGAGAUGCCAGGGAAAGGCCUUCCCUUCUUCUGUCCUUUCCAGAGGCAUCUGGCUGGCUGCUGUAGAAAACAGGAUGCUGGACUAGAUGGACCUUUCAUGUGAUCCAGCAGGGCUUAUGUUCUUAGUCCUAGACAGCUGGACGCAGUUUCUGCACUGCUGUUCCAUCUCCGAUUCUGUAUCAUGAGAUGGCAACUUUGCCCACUAGUGACUGAAGGAGGAUCCCAGUUCUUGCAAGCAGGCUGCUGCUGCUGCUGCGGGGGUAACAAAGCUGCCCAAGCCAUUUACAUUGUUGCAGCUACAAAUUAAUUAUUUUGGGUACCAGGUUUGUCUGAUCUUUCACAUACCCAAGGCUCUGAGCGGCAGAUCCUAUGUAGCUCAAGCAGAACAUUAUGUACAUAAGAGGCAGGUAUUAGUAGGGUAUAAGUAGUAGAUUAGUUUAUUUGGGGUGAGGAAAAGGACCCCCCCCCAAAUGCCCCAGGGGAUCAGUGUUCAGUGCUCAAAUAAUGCUGGCUGUUGAAGCGGGUGGGGAUGAAAAUGAGAGUGAGGGAGAAAAUGGAGCAUCUGAGAUCAUGGAGAGAAGCACCCCACAUUGCCACCCGCCCCCCAGUUCCCACUUGUCAAACUGUUUCUUUUAAUUUGGACCUUUAUACUAAUGCCCAGAGGGUGUAUGGUAUUGAGUAUUUCACAGCACAAGUGAAUAUUUCAAAAAAAAAAACCCCAAAAAAACUGCACAUCUCGGUGCCUUCUCGGUGGUGGCGCCUGCCCUGUGGAACGCCCUCCCAACAGAUGUUAAAGAGGAAAACAACUACCACACUUUUAGAAGACAUCUGAAGGCAGCCCUGUUCAGGGAGGCGUUUAAUGUUUAAUAGAUUACUGUGUUUUAUUUUUCUGUUGGAAGCCGCCCAGAGUGGCUGGGGAAACCCAGCCAGAUGGGUGGGGUAUAAAUUAUUAUUAUUAUUAUUAUUAUUAUUAUUAUUAUUAUUAUUAUAUAAAAACAAUCAGAUUGAGUAACUGAGAAAAAUGCCCCCCAGGAAUUCCCUGGUACAGCCAUAGUAACCUAAGUAUUAUUUUAUUUUAUUUUUGUGGGGGGCUUGGUGCUCAUGUUGAAUAGAGAGAUGGCUAUUCUUUUUCAAAACAUCAUACUAAACAGUAUGGGGAAAUGCAGCUGUGGUGUUUGGUCGGGAUUCUUCCAGCAGCGUUCAGCUCAGAAUUCUCUGCACGUGUGACCCUGGAUAUUAUUGCUAGAGGAAAUCAGCCAGCGGUACAGUCCGGGCUUAAUGGAAGCUCAGUUGUUUACCCUGAGGCUGUUCUGUAGCCUUCAGGAUCUCCAAGCCUAGCGUGGAUAAUGAGUGUCCACUUCUUUCCCCUGCAUCCCGUGGAUGAGGAAAUCAAAACCUUUCAUGCAGAUGGGUGACUUGUGGCCUUGGUGAUCACAUAGAGGGUUGGAACAGUGCAGGCUUAAAAGUGGGGCUUAUGUCCAGAAUGUGUUACAAAGGCACAGAUUGUGAAGUGUGUGUCACAGAUUGUGAAGUGUGUGUCAAUGUGCAAAGUGCAUUAAUUCAGCAAGUGGGGGGGGGGAACUAUACUGGAGUGGAAUUCCUUCCCAAGAGAGGUUAGGCUGGCUCCCUCCUUGUUAUCUUUGCACUGGCAGGCCAAGACCUUCCCCGUUCAGACAAGCCUUUGGAAACUAGGUCCUGGCAAUGUUCUCGCCUGGGCAGCUCUCAGGGCAAAGUGUAUUCCAAUUGCUGGUUCGAAAUGUGUUUUGCAAUUAAAUCUAAACCAGUAUUAUAUGACAGGGUGCCAUUUUAAAAUGCAUGUUAAAAGUAGUUAUUGUGUCUUUAAUUCUCACUUUUUGGGGUUACUUGCCCAAACCAUUGAGGUAUGUUACACUGAGAGGGACAGAGCAUCCUGCUGCUGUUGGAGUCCCUGGCUGGCCAUGCUGCUGGGGGCUGUUGGGAGUUUGAAACCAACAGCAUUCUGUAGGGCCACAGGCUCCCUGUCCCAGGUACAGAGUUCCUGCAGGUGAAAUCGUCAUAUGGUGCCUUUCUAGGACUCUUACAGCUAGUGCAACCAGUUUCACAAAUGCUAUCUGAAAGAGGAGGAGACUUCACCUUACUCCGGGGAUGAGCAGGUUGCAGCCUCUUUAAAAAGAACUAUGUAAAGAAAUAUGACAGUUGAACGACUGUUGAUGGAGGCUCAUUGUUUAGCAACCUCACCUGUCUUUGUAGCAAGUUGAAAUAUCAAAAGGUUUUGGAAUGGAACUCAUGGCUUACUGUAAAUGCAGUUGCUGCAAAGGUGAGCCUGUCUCAUGUUCUGAACCAGGCAAUGCAUUUAAAACAAGACUAAAACAAUGCAAAACAGGCACUUGUGGCAAAGACCCAUUUAUCCAGCUAGGAAGGCUUGUUGGAACCAAGUGAAUGAGCAACUUGCCCCAACAAAGGUUGAGACUGGCUGAGCCUUCAGGACAGAGAUAACAGUGUACUUAUGGUUAAACUACAGAACUCACGCCCACAGGAGGCAACGUUAGCCACCAACUUGGAGGGCUUUAAAAGAGGAUUAGACAAAUUCAUGGAUAAAUGGGCUAUCAAUAGCUACUGGCUACAAUGGCUGUGCUCUGCCUCCAUGAUCAGAGGCAGUAAUGCUUCUGAAUACCAGCUGCUGGAAACCACAGAAGGGGAGAGUGCUUUUAUGCUCAGGUCCUGGUUGUGGGUUUCCCAUAGGCAUCUGGGUGACCUCUGUGAGAACAGGAUGGGGGACUAGAUGGGUGAUGGGCCUGAUCCAGCAGGCUCAUAUGUUCCUCAAGCAAAAGGUUUGCAUUUAUAUGGAAGUGAAUAGUCCUCUCAAUCUGAAGACAGCAACUGGUAAUAAAACAGUAAUAUUUUAAAUAGGAACCAUCUUUGUUUUUUUUCCUGAUUGCCGGCUCAAGUUUCGUUGGGGCUUCUGCUAAUGUGAAAAAUAAGAAUAUUUACUGCUGAGGGACUGAGAUCAGCACAUAGAUAUUUUAUGAAGGGAAUAAAUAUUUUAAGAGGCAAACACUGGAGUGUGUUGGCACUUCAAAACAGGGUCAGAGGAUUUGUUCAUCUUUCAGAAGUGUCGGUGUUUUAAUGUAUAUCACUGCAAACAGUGAGCCUUUCAUGAUAAAGUAACGCCUCUGUUGCUUUUGCCAAUUUGGGGGUGGGGGACACACACACUCCCACACACAGCUCCUUUUUUGUUUCAAGAGAUCACAAGAGUUCUGGUUCUAUAAAUAGUGAUGCAGGAGACUUCUUCGUAUUAAAGAUGGAAGUUUUCAAAAGAGGGACCGGACCACCGGAAUAGCAUCUCCCAGACGAGUUAACUUGUGUUUCUUUUAAUAAAGAUAAUUUGGUCAGGACGAGCAAAGGCAAGGCUGUGCUCAGUCAAUCCAUGAAAGCUCAUUGGUGUCUCACGGUUCUUAAUGUUUAAGUUUGGGCUGCUUGACCACCAAAGCUCAGGAUGAAGAAAUACUUUGCAAACUGAAGUGAUGGAAGUGAGCUUCCCCCAGUUGUUAAAUUUAGAGUUGCUACCAAACGGAACCCAACUUCACUCUGAAUUCUGCUUCUGCUUGAAGUGGUCUGCUGUCCACCUUCUCAUCUGCAAGUUUUCCUGCCUUUUUCACAUUUUCAUACAUGCACUAAGUUACAAGGUGUGUGUGGGUGUGGGUGUGUGUGGGUGUGGGUGUGUAAGAAGGCACAAAAUAACUGCGAAAGGUAAAGCUGAAGGAUGAUUUCAAGUGUCCAUGACCCCUACCUGGUAUUGAAGUUGCAUCUAAAACUGAUCAAGGAAGACCUGGAGAUUAAGAAGCUGAAAUAGGAGUUAUAUGCCUGGCAAAGAGGUGACUUACAUAAUCACUACCAGGACCUCUUCUACCUGGUCCUCUACUAGUUCAUUACUUGGGCUUUCCUCUGAUGACUCUGGAUCCUCAUCAGGUCCAUUGCCAUGUUCACUCUCAAGCCCCAAAUGGGGAUGGGGGAGAAUUGGGAAUUAAAGCAAAGUUUAGGGCAUUGUUGGAAGGGUUCUUGGGGGGAGAGGGUGGAUAAAUAUUGAGAAAUGAAAAAGAGGAUUCCCCUCCUUUUUGACAGAAUUGGAUGAAAUUUGCAGGCAUGGUAGCUUCAUCAGAGUGAAUAAAACCUACAAAAUUGCAGGCAAAUAGAUAUGGAAGCCUUUGUGCUGGACACCUUAAAGUUGAUUUUGGGGUGGAAGAACUAAAAUAAAAUAAAAUACUUCCCGGGUAAAAUCAUUCCCCCUGACUACAAGUUACAUCUCUCAUUCACAAAGGAAUUCCAUUUCCUAAUGCUUUCAACUCCACAAUUCUGUCUAUAUUAGGAGAAGGAUGCACUAAAAUACUGAGGAAAUUUCCCAAGGACUUUAAAAAAUAAAUAAAUUUGCAAACUGCUGCAGAAAUACGGUGACCUGAACUUAAGAUGGUGAGCAUGAGAGACUGUGAGAAAUCGACAGAGCCACCCAUCCCUAGUUUUUUUUCUUCUACUCACUCUUAGUCAAAAGGGGCAAUUUUAUUUUUAUUUUUUUUUAUGGCGGAGAAAGCUCUAUUAUGCUAGCAACAGUCAAACAGAUGACCUCCUAUAACCUGAGCCAGGAGAAUAUGCUUAGAAUUUGCUCGUGAGACAUAAAAAGAAACGAAAUAGCAAGGCUGUAGCUGCUGUCCGAUUUGUAACAUUAUUCAAACUGUAAUCAUGUUGAUUGUAUUGCAUUAGCAUUCUAAUUUCCAAUUUGGGGUUUUGCUACAUAAUCUCCAGUAGAGUACAUCUAAUCUUCAUGCAACUCAAAGUCUUUAUAUAAACUCAACGGAUUUACCUCCAUGUGUCUCUGCUAAACUGAGCUGUGUCUUCUGGCUGAGCUAGAGAGACGUUAAAUUACUAAGUAAAUCAAUACAGCAUUGUUAUGUCACUGUAUCUUUUUCAAAGACCAGCUCAAAUUUUGUCUGAUGUCUCUUUGAUCCAUCCCAUUUAGUUCUAAGUACACUUGUUAUUAUAGUAACUGUUGUUUGUAUGUUAUGUUAGCUUUUUCUUUUUAAAAAAAUCCAAAAAAAACCCUGAAGUAGCUAUUUAGCAAUUUAAAUGAAAAUGUAAUUAGGUUACAUCUGUUUUACAUGCACGUAAUACCACACAGAUGUAAAACUUCUAUUAAAGCCAUAUUUUCUUUCAGGCAAACGCCCUCCCUUCACCCUCCUCUCCCCCAUCCAAAAUUUUGCAACCAUGAAGCCAAUAUUUAUUCUUUUAAAAAAAAUAAAGGUGACACACACACACAACUUAUAUGAACCUGAAGGAAACAAAGCUGUGUAUUCCUAGAAGAGAGUAGCAAUGACAAAAUGAAUGAUAUGCUAAUUCUUUUAUUUAUGAGUUUGGCUUUAAAUAGAAGACACAGUUUUUGAGUAAUUAAGACACAUGAAUACUUUCCUUUUUCUCUUCGGAGGAAUGCUUUCUGGGUUUGUGGGGGGAGGGGAGCUCUGUCAAUCUUUAUUUGCAUAUGUUAAUUCAUUUAAAUAGCACACCAAUUUAAAAGGCAAAGAAGCAAGCAAAAGAACAGAAAAUUCAAUACUCAAUGGGUGGACUUGGACUUGUGGGAUCCUGAGUUCACUGGGUUGAAGUUUGCUUGUUGAGACGUUAGAUUAAAAUAAAGGACACUGGCAGUGGUGGAAAUGCUGAAUAGGUUUUCAAGAUAGUUGCAUGGUCUCCAGCAUCAGCUCUGGCUCUGCAUUCAAUAGUAUCCACACAUUGAAAGCACUUGAAGCUAUGAAAUGGGAAAGAGGAACGUGCCGUAGAACAUGACAUGGCAUUGGAUGAUCUGUCUUAAUAUUUUUUGUUCUGGGAAAAGCCAACCUGACGACCUCCAGAUGUUCUGGACUACAACCAGCCCCAAGCAGCAUGGGGUGGUGGGAGUUGUAGUCCCAGCAACAUCCAGAGCAGUGUUUCUCAAGCCUGGAUCCCCAGCUGUUGUUGGACUACAAGUCCUAUCAUCCCUGACACUGCUCCUGCUAGCUAGGGAUGGUGGUAGUCCAACAACAGCUGGAAACCCAAGUUUGAGAAGCACCGAUCUAAAGGGUGCCACUUUGGUCUUGUGGUCUAUUUCAACUGGCAGCAUCUUUCCAGGGGGUCUUUCCAACUUUGCUGGGAACCUUUUAACAGAAGAAGCCAAGGACCUUCUACAUGCUGAGCCACUUGACUGCAGUCCUUGUGAGAAGCUAUGGACCUCAGCUCAACCUUGGCAUAUUCUGUGGCUUUGUCUUUAGGCCAACUUUCACUGUCAUGCUUAUCAAACAUUAUCUUCUCGUGCGAUUCCUGAAGUGUCAAGAUCCUAAACGCCACCCUUCUACUGAAUUACAAAGUGUGAUCUUUGUUUCUGUGUAUCUCUGCUAUGAUAUUUGCAAAUGAAUCUCUCAGAUUGCUCUGCAUCAUGUCUGUGUCACAACAACUCUUUUCCCCCUUCCCUUCCCUUCCCACAUUUUAUUGUUUGUUUGUUUGUUUGUUUUGUGCUGGAGACAGCAGAAGGCAUCAUGGAUGGCACUGUAUGGUAAAGCUCGUGGUGGGACCAAAACCUUCCUCCAUGGAGAAUGGGGAGGAAAGAAGAAAGUGACCCCAUCCUGCAAGUUUUGCAGCAAUGUCAGCAAUGUCUUGCUUUUUUCUACCUUUAGAUGGCCCUUCAUUCCCAUAUAUAGUAGAGCUGGAGGAAGGGAGAGGGAAGGAUUAUUUCUCUCCCUUCCUGUUUGGCUUUUGGGGGGGGAGGGGAGAAAGAAGCAUCAGCAACAUACUAUGGGUGCAGUCUGUAAAGCAGGAUUGCGGAACAAGUCUGUCCCCCUGCCCCCGAUGAUGCCGGACUCCAACUCCCAUCAAGUGACUUCGGCGACUCAGUUUGCUGAAAAUCAAGUGUGCAGGCAAGUUGGCAUCCAUCCGUCUUGAGAGACAGUGCACAAAGUGACUUUCCUGGUGCCCAUACCAUAGUUUGGCACCAGCUUGGCUGCUGGAGUUGCUGGAAGAAGGCAUGCAAGGUGCCAUCCAACCGUCUUAGGAACUCCACUCCAGAUUUGUGUAGGGUUUACUCCUUAGCCUUUUCUUCUCCCAAAGGCAGUGGAGGUUUAGGAUUGGUGUUUCCCUUCUCCUUGACGGAGCCGCAUCUGCCCCCCCCCACUUCCCUCUACAGCGCAUGCAGAAACCAUUGGACCCACAAUUGGUCAUGCCCAUUCAAUCCUCCAGAGACUGUCUUGGCAUGCAGGAGAAGACCUUAAUUCACUGAGGGUUUGAGACCCAUUGGCCAACCAGUCAAAGCCUUUCCUGGGGUGUGGCGGCUGUCGCUGACAGCUUCUAGGAGCCACAAGUGAGUGCAGAGUGGGGAUUAAAAUUGGACAAACUACCCCAGAAGGAUCACAACUUCUCCCCCACCAGAGGUACUACCCCUCCCCUAACACCCCAUACACCUCAUGGGCAUAGCUUUUGAGGGGAAACAGCACUCGAUUUAUCCAACCUGGUGCCCUCCAGCUAUUGCCAGGCAACUACUCCCAACAGCCCUAGCCACCAACAGGGUGAUGAGAGCUGUAGGCCAAAGCUGUAGGGUGCCAGAGGUUGGGGAAGGCUGUAGGACACCAAACGAUGGAAAGCCUGGGUCUAACCACUAUUUGUUUUGUAUGCUCAUCUCUGAGCGCUAGCAUUGGCAACAGGUUGGGUGUCUAAGCCCCCCAUCAGCCCAGGCUCAGAUGAUGCCCUAACUUAGACCAUUUGCCACUGUUCUAUUCAGAAGAGAAAGUGUGUGUGUUGAAAAGAAAAGAAAACACAGCCUUUUCCAUUGCGAGUUUAAAUAAAGCUGUUAGACCAGCCCCAGUGACACGAUUAAUAACAAUUAUGGAAAGGCCUUCUUCCCUCUCCCCAGCUCCAACCUUUACCCCAGCAUAUAACAUCUUUGCCUGUGUGUGUUAUGACAGCCCCCGUUGUUGACGAGGUAAAUGAAUAUCUGUUGUGACUGCCAAAGUCGGGGAGAGGGCAUGUGAAACUUGGAUGCGGCAACAGUUCACGUCUCACCAGGCUUGAUUUAUUGCAUUGCAAGAGGGGCGAGGUGGACCCUAAAUACCGCUCCGCCACUCACUGCUUCAUUCCCCUUGUCUGUUAAAUAUGCAAGUACAAACAGCUUUAACACAGCACUUUACCUAGAAACAAGCCCCGGGCUCCAUCCACAUACUUUUAACAUAUGAAAAUUGAGCUGCUUUGAACUUGUAUGUUUUUGAUAACUGCUUGGUAUGCUUCCUGGAGGUUCACCUGUGGGCUUCCCCCCCCCCACUCCUUUCCAAGUCCUAAUCCCUUUGAUUAAGUGCCAGGACAGAUAGCUCUCAAUGAAUUACUCCAGUCUCAUAAUUCUUCCUUCUUUCAGAGUUGAAAGGGAGCCUGCCUGAGCGUUCAAUAGGUAAAUCCUCUCGAUUUAGCUUGAGCGAUUCAGACUCUGCGAGACUGAGAAAAUUGUUUGAUUCUGAAGUAAGGUUCAGAUGGGCUACCCAGUGUUGGCAUGCUGCUGGUUGCCAGAAGCUGUAAGGAGGAGGGGAGUGAAAAAAGAAAAAGACUCAAAAAUAGCAAGUUGUUUUUUUAACAAGGAGGAUUAGAAGAAGGAAAACUUUGAGAAGCAAGAAUCUAACUUCGGGUUGCAACAGAAGCAGACAGCCAGGUCUUUAGUAUGAAAACAUAAGAACAUAAGGAGAGGCUGCUGGAUCAGGCCAAUGGUCAAUCUAGUCCAACAUUGCCUCCAAUUGUGGAGGCAGAGCAUAGCCGUUAUGGCCAGUAGUCUUUGAUAACCUUAUUCCCAUGAAUUUGUCUUAUCCUUUUUUUAAAGCCAUCCAAUUUGGUGGCCAUCAUUGCCUCCUGUGGUGAGCUUUUUCACUCUGCUAAAAGGGCUACGCAGCCUGUAUACUCUCAUAUUUCUCCCACACAUGUGGGGCAGAAGGUUUACAUUUUAAUUUAUAAAUUUAAUCCACAAUCCAUCUCCAUCAGUGCCUUCCAGAUGCUUUGGACUGCAUUCCCCAUCAGCCCCAGGCAGUAUGGCCAAUGAUCAUACAAAAUAGGAAUGUAAGAAGCUGCCUAAUAUGAAGCAAGACCAUUGGUCCAUCUAGUUGAGUAUUGUUUACACUUACUGGCAGUAGGUCUCCAGGCAGGAGACUUUCCCAUCCCUACCUAGAGACACUAGAGGCUGAACCUUGCACCCUUUUUUCCUCAUGUUGUGUCACUGAGCUACUGAGGCAUGGAUGAUGGGAGUUGCCAUCCAACAACAUCUAGAGGGCAGCAGGUUGGGAUGGCUGGUUGAGAUGGAUCAGUGAUCUCACUUAGGAUAUGGUACCUUCAUAUGUGUCCAGCCCCUGUUUGUAUCAUUUAGUACAACUCACCUAAUGAACCAGACCAUUGUGUAGUGCAGUGUUGGGAAUAUGUGGCCCUUCAGAUGUUGCUCGACUCCAUCUCCCAUUGCCCCUCCCCGUUGGCCAUGCUGGGUAGAGCUGGUGGGUGCUGGAGUCCAACAACAUCUGAAUUUCCCCAUCUUUAGAGUAGUGAUUCCCACCUCUACCCACCCCCGGUGCAACCACAACUGAUGUGAAUUGCAGUGCCAGUAUGGCAUAGUAUUUAAUAUGUAGGACUACAGUGUAUGACUGAGUGGGCUCAAAUUCCCACUCAGCCAUGAAAGCCACUGCAUGACCCCAAACCCAGUCACUACAUUUGUUCCAUGAAGUGGGAGGAUUAAGCCUGAUGUAAUGUUUCCUCUUCACAGAAGAAAGGGCAUGAUGCAAUUCCAUUGGAAUGAAAAAUCCACAGGGGUUUGAAGACAAGGAUCUAAACUUCAGCUUGCUGAUUUUUUGUGAAAAAUCAUGUGCCUAUUCAAUUCCAGUGUUACCCGUUCUGUCCCUGUUCUGUUUCCCCCCUCUGGGAUAAAAAAAAAUGUGAAUGUCUCAAUUGUCCUACUAGUAACUACAUAUAUUAUCAUAUCCCUCUUAACACCCAAACCACUUUUAUUUCAAGAGUAACCUUCCCCCUACGCCCCAGCUGUUGUCUUCCAUGCCAAACCUUAGGUGUACUUUGGAGGUCAGCUAACCACCUAUCAACUAGGCGUUGACCCCCUUUAGCCUGCAAGGUUGGCCUAGAUCUUGGCAUUACGACUGCAUUAAUUGAUUAUUUUAAUAAGACAGGCCAGUAAAUCUUCAGAUAGCUAUAAUAAUGGAUGAUCUGAGGGCUCCCCCCCCCACUCUUUGUGACAUGGCAGUAACAGUAGCAUGGGUUGAAUUAAAUCUGGAGAAAUAAGGAUUGGAGACCUCCUUGUUAAUACCUCAUUAACAAGGGUCUCCAUUAAGUUAUUAUUAUUAUUGCCCUGAAACAGAUUCUCACCUCUGAACUCCAAUCAGCCAAGGAUAUUUAAUGAAAGUGUAAUAAAUUUUAAGAAGUAGCAGAUACAGGAAAGGAAGCUAUAAAAGCAGAUUGGAUGAAAGCUGGGAGCAUUUGAAUUAGUGCUUUGCUGAACAUUGCUUGUGUGUGUUGCGCGUGUGUUGUUGAUGUUUUGCCAUUCCCCAUCAAUUUACGAGAACUAUGAAAGGGAAUUGAAGCCUGAUCCAUCCUUACCCCCCCCCCCGCUGUCACUGGAAAGUGACACAAAACCAGCGAUUGAACACAAGGACCUAGAGUUCUUUCAGUUGACAGCAGCAGAACUGGCUGUUGCUCAUCACUGGAAAGCCUAGGCAGAGCCACUAAUUGAGAGCUGGAUCAAUUAUGUCUGGGGGCAUAGCUCUCUCAGAUCACCUUCUGUAGAGGAGAACUAUGAGGGGCAUAUCAAAAAGGGGUUUCAGAAGAGGUUUGGUUUCCAUUCUUCUCCUUCAUAAAUAAGGGACAACAUCCCCUAAUCUUUCAAGGUCCUCUGUGAAGAGGUCACAUGAGCACUCAUUGAUUGUGUGGUAAUGCAGGAGACACAGGAACCUGUGAUAAGAUGAAUCUUCACACAUGUGAGAGCAGAAUGCUCACAGCAUUACAUUAGUGAAUACUUUCCUUGCUUCUACAGUGGUACCUCUACUUACGAAUAACUCUACUUAAGAAUGUUUCUACUUACGAAUGGAGCUCCUUCCGCCAUCUUGGAUGCGGUUUAGAUAGGAUUUUUUCUACUUACGAAUUUUUAGAUAGGGUUGCUUCUACUUAUGAUUUUUUUCUCCCAAUGCAUUCCUAUGGGAUUCGACUUACAUUUUUUUUUCGACUUACAAAUGUGCGUUCGGAACGCAUUAAAUUCGUAAGUAGAGGUACCACUGUAUAUGGUGCUUUCAUUUGUACAAGCUUGUAACUAAAAUAACUUUGUGUGGUUAACAUUUGGUGUUUGUAACUGAUUCUGUGGCAGGGAUUGACAAAGAUGUCGAUUUCUGUUUCUCCCAGUUUCUCAUUUUUCCAGUCUUAAGUUCAGCUCUCCACAUUAUUGUACCAGUUUGACAUUAUUAUUAUUUUUAAAAAUAAAAGUCCUCGUGAAAAUUCAUCAGCAUUUGUAGGCGGAUGUCUCCUACUAUACACAUUUAUAUUUGCCUUUUUGCCUCAUUGUAUUUUAAUAUUUUGUUGGAAGCUGCCCAGAGUGGCUGGGGAAACCCAGUCAGAUGGGUGGGGUAUAAAUAAUACAUCAUCAUCAUCAUCAUCAUAUGCACAUUUUUACAAGGCAAUUUCCCCCAAUGUAAUUUUAUUUCCACUAAUUUCUGCAUUUCUCUGCAAACUUUACCAGAGUUGAUGUAGUUUUUGUAUACAUUACUGUACUUGGCUAGAGAACUGCAUUGCAAAAUUCUGAUGAGUGCAUUUGCGCAAACCUCUUUCCUUUUGAUGAGGAAGGAUUAGUUAACUGGGUCCCUCACAUAAGUAUGGUCCUCUGCAAUGGAGAGUUGCAUGGAGUUGGUUACAAGGGCGCCCUUGAUCAAUCUCUGGGAUAAUUAUUAGACUCAUAGAAGGAAACUGUUGCUUAUGAUAUGCUUUAUCUAAGCCAUCUUUAGGGCUUUAUUGGCUAUAACCAGAGGCCUCAAUUAUGCUUGGAGGAGAAUAUGGAGCCUGUGCAGAUGCUGGAGCACUGAUGUAAUUUCCCAGCAUCUUGCAAAAAAGGGAAGAAAGAUUAAGAGGACUAACAAGACCGGGACUCAAGGGCCCUAAUGGACCUCUUCCAAAUUUAAAUUUAAAUACUAAAAAUUUAAUUGAAUAUCUGGUUCUUUCCUGUGCUGCCAUAUGGACUUGGAUCUUUGCAAACAUAUGGGCUGCAAUUACCUCACUAAACAAAUGUGCAAAGAAGAAGAAAAAGGAGUCUAAGAAUCCUCUUGAAUGCAGUGGAUUCUGUCCUGAAAGUACAGUAAACUAGCAUCCUUAAAAAAGACAAGUGCAGGGACAGUAUGACUAUUCCCCAGAGCUAGUAUCUGGAUGUGAUGGUGGUGUGUGUGUGUGUGUGUGUGUGUGUGUGUGAGAGAGAGAGAGAGAGAGAGAGAGAGAGACUUUCUGGAGGUACAGUGAAUUCCUCUAGGCUAGAGAGGAGACGCUGCUUGAAGAGAAGUGCAAUGUUCCCAUAGGGAGCCCCAGGUUUCCAACCUGUGUGGGAAUUAGUAUAGAGCGGCAGCCUUAACUAUAAAUAUCUAGGAUGCUUCUGCCAGUGACGAUGCUCUAAGAACAUCACAUGCUUCUUGCAUAAGCAUCUUCAUGAUAGCUGUUUCCUGAGACAUUCAUUGCUCCUCUAGCCCAUGGUGGAUGGCAUUGCCUACUUAAAAAGGCGUGACGUGCUUUUCCACUCAGCCAGGGAGCUCUCUAGGUUAGUCGCAAGUGUGGUGAGAUUACCCCCUUUUCUCUCUUGUAAGAGUUCUGUUUUAGUAAAGUUGGGUGUGAUUUUGUGAAAUUUGAUCUGGUCUGAGUUCUUGAGCCUUCUUUCUAUUUUGACUGAGCUUUUCGAAGCAAGGGUCAUCCAUCACAUGGUGGUAAAUGUGGAGUAGGUUCAGUUACUCUUGAGCAAAAUUUAGAAUACACAGUUUUGAAUGCUCAGAGGCGUGUGUGCUAUUUUUUCUAGCCAGCUGGAUAGUUGGAACGUUGGUAGAAAAGGCUGGAGGGAGUUAGAUUCUUAAAUAAUAUGGAGUAGGAGGAGGAGGUUGAAAUGAACAUUACUAUUUUCGACCCAGAAGUAGAUAUAAUAAUGGUGAGUGAAGAAGACAGCGGUAUGGGCAUGGAAGGAAUGCUGGAAUGGAGGAAGGUAAACUCCGCCUGGAUAGUGGCCAGAAAGAAUAAAACUUCAAAUAAUUACAUAGGUUAAAAUCGCUCAGAAGCUAAAAUAACAAAAACUGCCUUAUGUCAAGAAAAUUCUUACACUUAAAUCACAGAGACUGAGCAACGAGAUAUCUUCAAAGGUCUCAGUGGACACUGACCUUGGCCUGGCUGUGGCUGUUGAGAGUCUCCUCCCAUCCAGACUUUAAGAGAAUGCUGAUAAUGGGCGUUUACCCCUCACAUAUCUCUCAUCACCUUUCAACGCAGGCCUCAAAGCCUUGACAGGAGACAGCUGUGUGGAAGCUCAUUAUAUUGGGAAUUCUAACAAGUUUCCACCCGGCCCACAAACCAACCUUAAAGGGGUCGUCCGUUACAGUAGGGAUGGGAGAUUGUGCCAAUAUCGGUUCCUCUCCAUUUCUCCUUUUUCCAAUCUUAUGUUCAGUUCUUCACAUUUCCUCAUCAGUUUCCAGAUUUUUAAAAAUCAUUUCAUCAUGAAAAUUUGCUAUCAGCAGCAGCAGCAGCAGCACUAUUUAAUUUAUAUACUGCUUACAUGUCAAAAUAGCUUCUAAGCGAUUUCCAGGUAUAAAAUAUCCGCAAAUAAUGAAAAUGCACAAGAAAGCAAAACCAUACUGAAAAUAAGCAAUUCAGCAAGUGUGCUCAAAAGCAUAACAAAAAUAAAGAAGGAAAAGAAAAAUUAAAACAAUUAGAUCAGAAAGUUCAAGUCCAGGGGAAUGCUUGUCUAAACAGGGCCAGCAGAGUGUCAGAGAAGAGCAGCGUUGGAUUAUGCUAAAGGCCCAUCUGGUCCAGCAUUCCUGUUCUAACAGUGGCCAACCCAAUUCCGAUGGGUAGCCUGAAAGCAGGCCCUGAAGGCAACAGCACUCUCUACACUUGUCAUUCCCAGCAACAGGCAUCCAGGACAAAUAUGUGAGCCGGACAGUUUUAUAGUGAUGGGCAUCUGCACCCUGGUGGCCUUACCCAGUUCCCAGCAGAUGAAAGAUGUGACCAUGGGCCCAGAUCUCUGGACCAGACCUUGCUUCCUGUAAUCUCAGAGAAUUGGCUCCUAUUGUAACUUUUGUAGAACAUUUGUUCUCCAUCUCCUUCUUUCAAGCCAAUUCCUAGCAAUUAGGAAAAAUCAGACACUUAUUUCUGCCAUCCAAAUUGCUGUCUCAGAGGGGACUUUCGCUGCCCCAAAUAUUCAGAGAACUUUUUGCUUUGCUCUUAAUGAAAGUUUGCCUACAAAAUGACUAGUGUUAAAGGAGCCACAUUCCCUGAGUUUGUCAUAUAUCCCGGAGACCUCUUUCUUCCCAAUCAAAUGAAGUGGCCUGCGUGCAUCUGCUUCUCAUCACAGAGAUGCCUAAGCAGCACGAAGGCAAUAUUGUCAAGCAGCUAACAGUUCUUCUUCCAGGAGCAAUUGGUUUUAAGCAGGCUUAUGAGCUAAUUUGCUUGAGUAAAUGUUGCAAAAUGUGGUUUGGUUGCUGGAGUCACUUUAUUAACCUGGAAUUUACUAGGAUGGAAUUUGAACUCUUGCGGUAGGGAAGGGUGUAUGUGUAUAUGCAGUUUAGACAUGGGACCUGAGCCAGGGUCUUUGGAACACGCAUGCAAAUUAUGUUGCAUGACAGCUAGCCAAUUUACUAAAGACCUUUCCACCCGUGGCAUAUACGUCUGCUAAAACUUUAUGCUACCAUUUAAAACCGUUGCCCUUGCCCUCAAAGCAUUAUACAAAGUGUAGCUCUGUCCUCUAUACUAUAGAGAAUAGUAUAGAGAAAUAAUAUAUAGUGAAUCUAUAUAAGUUAAACUUAGAUAAUGCAAGACAAGAGGAAUUUAUCUUAGAGGGAAGCAGUAUUAUCAAUAGUAGGGAGUCAUUUUUUAAUUCUUAAUUUUAUUAUUGUUUUUUUUCUUUGUUCUGUUUUUGUAUGCUUUAUUCUGUAAAUUCUGAUUUGAUGAUUUUAGGUUUGUAAGGUUUGUUAAAGUUUUUUUUUUGCUUUAGAUUAACUUAAAAGGACUUGUUAUUAUUAUGUUCAUAUUUGUUUUCCUUUGUCUGUUUUUUUCUUUUUUCCUUUUUUCUAUCAUGUAAAUUUUUUAAAGAAAUGAAAUAAAGUCUUUUUUAAAAAAAAAAUUAAAAAGUGUAGCUCUGUCAAAAGGCAGAAUCCCCAUUUGUUAGCCUCUGUGCAUAGGGCUAACAUGUGGGGGCAGAGUAGGGACACACGCCCUGUGAGCUCCAACACUUGACCAUUGAACAGGGAUAUCUGCGAAGGGAUGUGUACCCAUGAGUGUCUAAACAUGUGUUUCUAUGCAAUCAAUGCAUGAAUGUCAUGAAUGUUGGCAGGGUGUGGACAUUGAUUUGUUUACAAGCUUUUAGGAUCUCUAGUAUAGCAUUCUUGACAACCUCAGAAAACAAGAUUCUGCGGGAGAAUCUGUGAUGGUGAAAUAGCAUUUUCUUUUCAGCAGGAGUGAUGUUGCUGCAGUCCAGGCUUUAUGUGGGCUGGUCUCUAAUGUUCUACUGAGGCACUCUUGUUGCAGUCCUGUGAUUCAGUAAUAUGAGCAUCUCUUGAAGUUCUAUGAUUAACAGCUGCUACGGCAAACAGCUGUAUGGGAAGAUGGGAAGGCAGGAUUACAUGAAAAUGUAAACAGGCUCUGCAGCAGUGAAGAAUUAGCAGUGCAGUUUUCUCAGUAGACAUGUUGGUGGGAACUCACUCUGGGUAACAUGGCCAUAACUUUAGUCAUGCUCAUUUAUGCCAGGGAUGGGGAAUCUGUGAUUGGAUUCCAGCUCCAACCACCCCCAUGUCUAACCAUCAAAGUUGAUGGGUCUUCGGAGUCCAGCUACAUCUGGAGGGCCAGAGAUCCGCGAUCCCUGAUUUAUGUCAAAAUGGUUUGUGCUUUAGAUCCAGGCAGCCAUCAUUCACCACAAACACAUACAAUAAAGGCUGGAGCAUAGUUGGAUAUGUUAAUACAUUUCAGUUAUACUGAUGAAAUACCUUUUUAUUAUUUGAAGAGGCAUUCUAAAGUCAUUUCUACUGUUACACUUAGAUUGUAUGUUGCAUUUGUUAAGCUUACGGUGCACCACUAUAAUUAAGUAGUAUCUUGUCAGAAAAUAAUAUUUUUUUAAAAUAAAUUUUAUUCCAUUUUCCAAUUUAUCAAAUUAAAAAAACAACAAUCUUUUAUACAAAACAUCUUAUAUUUUCAUCUUACAUCUUGCUCUGCCGAGCUGUAACUUUCCCCCCUCCCUUCUUGCGGGUUUCUUGUUAACUCCAUUUUUGCAGUUCCUUUUUGACUUUUUUAGUCAAUUCGUAGGAUUUAUUUCAAUCCUGCAAGUGUUUUUAAAGAUCUACAGUUUUUCUCCAUAUAGUCCACAUAUUUACUCCAGUCUUUUUGAAACCUCGUCUCACCAUGGUCGCGGGUCUUGCAAGUCAACCUAGCAAGUUCAGCAUAGUCCAUCAUUUUUGUCUGCCACUCCUCAAUUGUUGGUAAUUCCUGUAAUUUCCAUUUUUGAGCUAACAAUGUCCUAGCCGCGGUUGUCGCAUACAUAAACAAUACUUGAUCUUCUUUUCUAAUCUCUCCUCCUAUUAUUCCUAACAAAAAUGCUUCCAGAAAAUAAUAGUAAUAAUACUGUAGCUUUUUUUUUGUUAUGGGCAGCUGUUUAUGGAACAGGGAGGUGUAAAGAAUGGUGUGUUGGGCUAGGAUUCAGAUCCCCACUUUUGGCCAGUUACAUUUUCAGCCUAAUGUACCUAAUAUGUGUAAUGUUGUAAAGUUAAAAUGGACAUGGGGAUAACCAUAUAUAUAUAUAUAUAUAUAUAUAUAUAUAUAUAUAUGGAGGGAAAAUGUAAUUAAAAUGAAAUAAACAUAAAAAUAAUCUAUGGCACAUCUUUUUUUCCCAAUUCUCUCUCUCUGUGUGUGUAUGUAUGUAUGUGUGAGUGUGUGGAUUUUCUUUCACAUAGAGCCCUAACUAUAAAGCAAUACUGCAGCACAGAUUUUUAUAGGGUUCAUCCAUCCCCACUGCCAGCUAUGAGGUCAGUCUCUUUGAAAGGUGUGUCUCCUAUGUUUAAUAGACUUCUAAUUAAAGUUUUCUUGUAGAAGUUUUGUUGUUGCUGCACUUUUAGACUAGUAAUAAUAAUUGCAUGUAAUAACCUAAGUGAGAUGAAGGCAUGUAAUCACGUAAUUAGAGUGUAUGUGUUUCGAUUGCUGUAAAAGGGCUUGUGUAAAUGUAAAAUUUACAAAACAUAAAACAGUGUUAAUAUGUUUACUUUGGUGAAAUCAGCCUAGUUCUUCAAACAGCAAAUAAGGCAGUAAACAGAAGCUGAUUUACUCCCAAGUCGGACCAUUGGUUUGCCUAGCUCAGUGUCUUGUCUACAAAGACUGGUUGCAGCUCUCCAUGGUUACAAAGAUGUCUACCUGGAGAUGCUGGGGAUGGAAUUUGGGGCCAUCUGUAUGCAAAUCAGAUGCUCUACAACUAAGCUGCAAAUCUUUCCUUAAAAUUGCGUCUCUAGCCUAUACCAUUUCACUCUGCAAGGGAGGUGGGUUCUCAUGACUGAAUGUUCCAUGAACAGUUUGCCAGAAUGGACUUGAGGACAUCUAGUUAAUAGGAUGGCUCCUUCUACAGAUGGCUCCUUCGUCCAGGAGGAGGAGCUAUCCUGCUCUCCAGAUCUGAUCUGCCCUCUGGUCAGGUUGGCAUGGAUUUUCCCUCUCUGUGUUGGGAAAAAAUAUCCUCACUGUUUUUGAUCUUGUGUUUGCCUCCUUAGCCUUUUCCUUGUCUGUCUAUCUCCGUGUUAAAAAAUAAUAAUUUAUAAAAAUCAUUUUAGUUCUCCCUUGCAUUUAUUUCUUGAUCAGCAUGAGGUCUUCCCUCUGCCCUUAGGAUGUAAGCAGCUUAGGGCUAGAGGAGCAGGAUCGACAAUUCCCUGACAGAAGCACUUCCUUCAAAAUUCUUGACUACCAUGCAGGUAAUAUCCUAGAAAGGGCCCUCCCCCCGUGAGACAGGCUGAGACAGCUGGAGAAGCUCGGGAGAAGUGACACUGCCUCACAAUGAGAUCUUGCCACUGUUUUGCCUCACUUCUUCUGUGGUGGUGGGGCAUUUCUAGGGCCUGGAGAGAUCUCAUGGACUUCUUGCAAGAUCUUUCCAGAAUCUGGAAGCUGCAGCCUCACAACCCUGUGGUGGGGAGAGUGGUACCUUCCCAUUUCGCCUCAGGCGACGAAAUGGGAUAGACCAUGCCUAUUCCCUGGAAGAACUUUGCUGCAAGUCUACUUUCAUGGAAAUAAAUUCCACAAAGUGCACCAGGGUUACACCCCAAGGUCUGAGUUACAGCAGACUGUAAAGGAAGGCAUUUCAACUGCCAUUGUCUUUGAAAUUCUGUCCUUCUCUCCCCCCCCACACACACCCCAGCUUUAAGUAUGGGUGGAACGUCUGGGGUUAUAAGGAAAUCUACGAAUCAGGGAAAGAUGUUGGUAUGUAAGAUUUGAAGAUAGGCCAGCUGGUCUCCAUCUUCAACUGGUUCCUGGAGGGCCAGGAAGAAAUUAGUCUCACAGCAUAGUUGAAAGAACACCUGGGCUCUUACCUGGGGCGCCGAUUCACUUGCGAACAAAUUUAUCUUUGUUUCCUUCCCACAAACACACCUAGGAAUUAAGUAAUGACCUGUUUUUGUAAAAGGGGAGAAAAACCCAACCCAAACCUCAAAAUGGUGUGACUCAAAGCUGUAAAUCACUCACUAUUGUUCCAUAAGUUAUUUUAUAGAAAUCUUUACUGAAUGCUAAAAAAAAAACACAAGAAAAAGAAACCUUACAGCUACUGAAGUCAUCUGACCCUGAACACAUUUAA
Molecule: messenger RNA, 43472 nt
Organism: Zootoca vivipara (common lizard)
Lineage: Eukaryota; Metazoa; Chordata; Lepidosauria; Squamata; Lacertidae
Gene: FTO
Product: FTO alpha-ketoglutarate dependent dioxygenase
Biological process (GO): DNA alkylation repair; regulation of multicellular organism growth; RNA repair
Molecular function (GO): mRNA N6-methyladenosine dioxygenase activity; broad specificity oxidative DNA demethylase activity; ferrous iron binding
Source: RefSeq, a predicted model, not a curated record